This is a messenger RNA of Colletotrichum chrysophilum, 1662 nucleotides long. RefSeq lists its product as uncharacterized. The transcript has 5 exons. Gene Ontology annotation, molecular function: serine-type carboxypeptidase activity. NCBI's taxonomy places the organism in Eukaryota, Fungi, Ascomycota, Sordariomycetes, Glomerellales, Glomerellaceae. Bases 1 to 1662 code for a protein of 553 amino acids. Gene Ontology annotation, biological process: proteolysis. The record is from RefSeq and is a predicted model, not a curated record.
AUGGCUCCCGCGCUUUCUCUACGCGCUCUUCUGUUGGCGAUGUUGCCAUGCACCGUCCUGGCCCACUGGCGUGUUGAUGGUCACAACCCCGUCAAGGCGUUGGCGGAGGAGAGGCGUGGCCCGAAUCGUCGCAAUAUUCAAAAGCGCGAUGUCAGCGGUGACUACCAGUACUUGACUGACAAGACUCAGAAGUAUCUUGUCAACGGCACCGACAUUCCUUUCGUCGACUGGGACCUCGGCGAGUCUUACGCCGGUCUGAUGCCCAUCUCCAAAAAGUCGAAUGAGACGCGCGAGCUGUUCUUCUGGUACUUCCCAAGCACCAACAAGGAAGCUUCCAACGAAGUCACCAUCUGGCUCAACGGUGGCCCAGGCUGCAGUUCCUUCAUUGGGCUUGUCCAAGAAAACGGCCCCUUCACCUGGUUCCCCUCCGCCUACCGCCCCGUCUACAACAUCUACUCCUGGUCCCAGCUCUCCAACAUGCUCUACGUCGACCAGCCCGCCGGCACCGGCUUCUCCGUCGGCUCCCCGGACGCCACCACCGAGGAAGAGAUCGCCCAGCAGUUCCUUGGCUUCUACCACAACUGGAUGGAGACCUUCAACACCACCGGCCGCAAGACCCAUCUCACCGGCGAGAGCUACGCGGGCCACUACAUCCCGUACAUCGGCGACGCCAUGAUCAAGUCCAACCAACCCGCCGACUACAACCUCUCCGGCGCCAUGAUGUUCAGCCCCUACAUCCGCAGCGUCCCCAACGACUUCCAGCAGCACAUCGUCACCAAGCCCUUCGUCGAGGAGUACAACAACGUCAUGGGCCUGUACCCCGACGUCGGCGACUACUGGGACCGCAUCGAGGCCGCGGACGAGGCCUGUGGCUACAAAGAGAUGCGCGAGAAGUACUUUACCUUCCCGCCCGCAGGCCCCUUCCCUCCCGGCAACAUGAGCAACGAUUGCCAAAUUUCCUCCAUUGUAUACGACGGCUUGGCUGAAGUCAGCCCGUGCUCCAACAUCUACCACAUCUCCCAGGGCUGCCCGAACCCCUCCGACCCCCUACUCUGGGCCUCAGCCGGUGACAACGCCAGCGUGCCGCUCAGCUUCGACAAGAAGGACUGGCACGGAUACCUCAACAUCCCCCAGAUGCGCAAGGCGAUCCACAUCCCCGAGGGACAGAAGGAUUGGCAGGAGUGCACCGACGCGGACCCCUUCGGCCCCAAUGGUGACCAGAGCGAGGACCCCUUCACCUCGGGUGCCCUGACGAGAGUCAUCGAGCACACCAACAACUUCAUCAUCGCCAGCGGCAACCUCGACUACCGCGUACCUACCAACGGCACACUCUAUGUGCUGCAGAACAUGACCUGGAACGGAAAACAGGGCUUCGACGAGUUCCCCAGCAAGACAUUCUUCCUCCCCACCGCGUACAGCGACCUGUCCUCGCAGAGCGCCGCGGGCAAGAUCGGCGACUGGGUUGAGCAGAGAGGCCUCAACUUUGCUAGAGUUUUCAACGCCGGACAUGAACUUCCGGAGUACGCUCAGGGUGCGGGCUACCGUCUGCUUGAGAAGCUUCUAGGCCGCGUAUCAGAUCUGGCAUCCGAUGUCAUGUUCACUGCCCUUCCAGGCAACUUUGCGGCUCCCACGAAUGCGACGGCGGCCAGCAAGAAGCUUUAA